Molecule: messenger RNA, 36318 nt
Organism: Paramuricea clavata
Lineage: Eukaryota; Metazoa; Cnidaria; Anthozoa; Malacalcyonacea; Plexauridae
Source: the annotation of a GenBank genome assembly
AUGGCGGGGAAAAACGUGUUCCUUCCAACAAAAAACAGUACAAUUAUUAUUAUUACUUUUAUUAUAUUUGAUUAUGAAUAUUUUGCUUCACGUCGGAUUUUUGCGUAUUUUCUCUCCCCCCCCCCCCCCCCCGAAUUGCUCGCAGUCCGCAUGCACAGGCGCGGUAAAAUGCGGGAAAAUUUAAAAAUUAUUUGCAACACAGCGAAGUCGCAAAUUUUGGUCGAAUAUUUUAAAUAUUUUUGCCAUAAAAUGAACGUUUCUUCGUCUAAGGCAACGAAAUAUCAUCAAAAACUAUCAUGCAGAAGGAUGCUUAACCAUCGAAAAAUGUUCAUAUUCGAUAAAUGUUCAUAUGUUAAUUUGUCUGGCAAACUUGAAAGGGCAGAGGUUUGACUGUUUUUGGACUCGGAGGAGGAUUUCCAGUGAUUUUAGUAGUUUCGUCGUACAAAAUGUUUCCAAUCCGUAAUCCUGCUUGGAUCCACACUUGUGCAUGAAGUAUACUAUUUAAAAUACGCGUAGGAGUGUUUUAUCAUUUUUAAAAUGCGAGUGCGCAGCACGAGCAUUUUGGAUAUGAUAAAACACUCCUACGCGCAUUUUAAAUAGUACUUCAAACACGGCUACAAUAGAUGCCGUCUUAUCGGUAUUCUUUAAAUAAAGAAUACUAAUUAGGAUUGAAAGAAUACUAAUGAGAUGACUUUUAUCAGGUAUAAACUUUAAAGUCUCUUCACAUGACAUCUUGAGGUCCGUGACAUGAUUUGCCAAUAAGCUUAUGAAUUAUUAAUGAGUGUUUGAAAUUAUUAUAGCACCAAUGUGAAGACCGGACUACCGAGACAAAGAUAUUAUGUCUAUUUCUACCAUGGAAACCCACAAAGUCAAGGAUCUUAUUGUGUUUUAUAACAAUCGUAAUCAAGAUAACGAAAUAUCUUUAUAAAACAACAUACAUUAAUUAUUGAAAACAAGCCCACAAAACAUGUGUGUAUAUAUAUGUUAGUUGUGUAAAUGUACACUCUGUAAUAUGUUAAGAUGAAAAUGUUCUAGAGUGUGUAUUAUAUAAUCUUAAAUCCGUCUGACCGUGUAGCUCAGUAGGUAGAGCGUCGCUCUAGUAAUUCGAAGGUCGCGGGUUCGAGACCCAGCCGCGGUAUAUAUAUAUAUAUAUAUAUAUAUAUAUAAUUGUUGUCUUUUUUACUUAAAAUUAAUUAAGUCGCAACUCUGAGUUUCACGUUUUCACGAUCUUCAGGCGACGAUGUAUGUUGAACAUACAUCGUCGCCUGAAGAUCGUGAAAACGUGAAACUCAGAGUUGCGACUUAAUUAAUUUUAAGUAGAAAAGACAACAAUUAUAAAGCUCUACUAAUAUUGGUGUUGAGCACUCUUCAAACUACUCAGUGCGUUCAUACUUUUGUUUGAAUCAACGAUUAUUAUUGAUAUAUAUAUAUAUAUAUAUAUAUAUAUAUAUAUAUAUAUAUAUAUAUAUAUAUAUAUAUAUAUAUAUAUAUAUAUAUAUAUAUAUAUAUAUAUAUAUAUGUAUAUAUAUAUAUAUAUAAUCAUCCCCAGUCUUUCUUCUAGUAAGUCGUGCCGAGCCAGGUGCCUCUGGGACGGUGUUUCGUUCUCACUUCAAGAAUGGGAAAAAUGUCAAAACUCUUCAUAUUCAUAAUGAUUAUAAUACUUUACGGGUACGUUCUCAAUACGUUAUUUAUUGUUCAUUCUUAAUUAAUUAACUAACUAAAAUUAGUACCAAACAAACUAAUUGACCGUCCCUAUUUUGAACAACUCACGAGUGUACGGUUUUCCAAAUUGCACGAGAAACCAUAAUAUUACUCAUUAUAAAUAAUAUACAUAAAAAAUUGUGCCUAAGCAAAUUAAUUAAGCAAAUUCACUCGCAUGCAUGAAACACAUGCGCAAUAAAUAAUUUACUAACUGAUCUGAAUAAUACAACAACUUAAUACAAAACUUCAACUGUCAAAAAUUUAUUCAAAAUGUGUUUUGGUAAGUUGCUUUGCACGUAUUUCUUUCUUGGCGCUGAAUUUGAAAGGUCUGAAAAAUGAAAGGUCUUUUUUUCACCUUAUUGCGAUAAAUUUGCAAUCUUCUUAACCAAUCAGAAUCGAGUAUUUUUUCAUGUAUAUCAUUAGUGGUGCAACCCCUGUGAUUUUUUCAUUGUCGCACAGAUGAUUCUGUAUCUGUCUAUGGUUAAAUGUGUUGAUAAUAUAUCCUCACCACUUCUGCCACAUAAUAGCGACCUUACGAUUUAGGACGGCAACGCGACGGCAACUGCUACCAAUACAAUAAAUCAUUGAAAAUAAUUGAAUAAUUACAAUAUAUGAAUAAUUUUAGUUAUUCGCAUUUCAAGCCGCAACAAGUGCCACUUCAAACUGGGUUCAGCAGAACUCUUCCCAAACAUAAAACUCAUGUCUUCAACUUCUACGACUGUAUUAAAUUCAUAUACGAUUGAUAAUAUGCGAGAAUUAUCCUUGCUACCAUUCAUUUGAAGGAGUUUGUUAUGGCCGUCGUCGUCGCGUCGCCGUCCUAAAAUCGUAAGGUCUCUAAUACCUUGUGACUUCGUGGUCACAUCAGCAAUUAAUUUUACACUUUUUAUAAGAUUAACGAGUGGUCCAGUUAUGAACAGUUUAAAAAGACAGGUAUGUUCUCAGGAUAUUUUGUAUUCAUGAACAUCGCUCUAAACGUUAUUGAAAGUGUGGAAGAAUUCAAUGAAUCCUGACUGAAUUCUUGUUCUGAUCAUGAUAUUAGUACUGUAGUAAUUAUUAGAGAGGUUCAGAUUUGACUUUCACUACCGCUACCGCUAUCAUUAAUGGACUAUUAACCAAUCAGAUGCGUUUGAUAUAUCCGAUAAACCAAUCAGAUGGGUACCAUGCCAGUAAAGGUAGCGGUAGUGGAAGUCAAAUCUGAACCUCAGUAGUGCAUACUGCAUAGUCAACGUUAUUUGAAACUCUGUCUUGAAUUUGAUGGUAUGGUAACCUGAGUAUCAGGCUCUAUUUUACAAAUAGAGCCUGACACAAAACUUAACCUGAUCGCUUUCCGCCCACAGCAAAGUUUAUAUUUAGUAUCCAAUCAAAAUGUCGCAGGAGAAAUUUAAAUUUCACACAACGACAACAACAAUCUAAUUAUAGCAUAGGCGCCCACUAAACGGCUGAAUUUAAAUUAAAACUGCAAUGAACUUAUAAAAUUAACAAAAAUAAUCAGAAAUUAGCGAAAUAUAUUGCAAAUGUAGCUUAUAUUAAAUCGCCACCCGAUUGCUCUCUCCUCCGCAGAGGUUUCAGUGACUUACCCUACAAUGAGCUUUACAUGGCGCUUGCCGUAUUUAUCAACAAACAGUUGACGUAUAAUUAUAAAGUAUAUAUAUAUAUAUUAAGUAUACUUUAUAACUAUACGUCAGUCGAUAGUGCAAUCUGAUGGCGAUUUAAUAUAAGCUACAUUUGCGAUAUAUUUCGCUAAUUUGCGAUUAUUUUCUAAUUUUACUGCAGUUUUAAUUUAAAUUCAGCCGUUUAGUGGGCCGGCUAUAAUUGUAGUUGUGAUCGUUAUAUCAACAACAAUAGUAUAAUCUAAUUAGCACCAGCCAAUCAAAUGACAGAUUUAAAAAUCGUUUGUCUAAUCGGCCAAUCAGCGCUCAGUCCAGAUUCUGGACUGAACAACCAGGCAAAAUGCCACUUUUGUGUCAGGCCGUACUUUUCUCCCCUUCGCCCACGAUCAGGCGUGCCUGUGCCCUAAAAAGUACGGCCUGAUACUCAGGUUAAUGGUAUGGCCAAUGAAAGGCAUGCAUAUAAACAAACGAAUUUCAUUUCGAUUUAAUUAUUUGACCUCCCACUGCCUUCAUGUCGACGUCUCGUGGGAGUGCUUCAAACCCACCUAUAUUAAAGAACCCACACAUAACAGGACCAAAGCUUCAACAAACGAAUUAAAAGCGGCUGACUUGUACCCAGUGCUAUAUAAGAACUAGGGCAGGGGCAUGGAAAGGUAAGUAUUCAGAAGAAAAACUAAGAGUAUUUUCUUCCCAACGCCAAUCGAUGUCAGUAGCUUAUACUUCCAUUUUCCCUCUUGAGUGUGCAGCUCUUGGAUAUACGAGCAUUUCAACAAAAUCGUAGUGUUAUAAUGUUGGCAGGAAAUAUAAAACAACGGUAACUCCGAAUAACGAUUUUAUCUUUUAAAAAUAGUAGCUUAAUUUCCCCAAGAAUAUGGUGUUCUCUUGCCCAUACCGAUUCCAAUACCAAAAUAAAAUUCUAUACCUGUUUGUUGAUGACUAGGUGCUGUAACAUGGUUUAUUUUGGGCAAAGAAAGACUUCAUCUCGACACCAUCGACCUUCGUGGAAACUCUCGUGUAUUGAUUGUUAGUCACACUUCAAUGCAUGUGAGCAUAAAUGCCAUCCUAAGUGACAGUAGUGGUCAAGUAUUCAUUGCUCCAUCCCAGUCCGUAAGUAUCUCUGCGCAGCUCUCGUCAUGCCUGGUCGCUUUCAACUCCAGUGUGUUGGCGUUUGGUAGCAAGACGGGGAGUGACGUAGCGAUCCAGAGAACAUUACAUGUUUAUGGGAAACUUGAUUUAAGCCAUACUCCUAGUGUUGAGAUAGGACGAGAUGGUGGGUCGUUUAUUAUGCAUCCCGGGUCAUACCCCAAUAAACUUGACUUCAAAAACUUUGUAAUUAAGGAUGGCCUGGGGUAUCAGGUUAACUUGCUUCAAAAUGGCCAGGCAAAGGUAAUGAAUAUCGCUCGAGGGAAAUUCACAAUGGGAACCGCAUCUUCGUUUAAUUCCAGUGCUCAGUUAACGUUGUUAUCAGACGAUGUAAUUAUUAAUGGUGUCAUGACAGCUCCUACCCUAACUAGCGCUGUUUGGAACUCAUUAUCGGUUAGAUUGCAAGGAUCUCUGGAUACAAAGGUUUUAAGCAACGUUUUCAAAGUAAAUGAUGUUUCUGUACAUGGCAGUCUCAGUAUACGCAAUGCUAACAUGUCCAUGAAUGUGAAUAGUUUGAGCGUCUCUGGCACCUUGACCAUGGCAGGUGUGGUGAAGCUAUUCGAUCAAAAUGGCGCUUCCAACGUCAAUAUUACAGUCAUUGAAAGAGGUAUGUUUAAAAUUCUAGGAAAAUCUAGCAGCUCUGCUUCUAAUUUCUCUGAAAUCGGCGCAGGGGAGAUUGAUGUGUUCGGCCAGUUUUUAGCCGGAAUUGUAACGCCAUCCGGUGGAUGGAAUCGACUGCGUGUACUUCAAGGUGGCUCUAUGGUUGUCCAAUUUAAUGACCACUUACAGAUAGACACCAUAGAAAUUUCGGGUAACUUGCAGGUGUUGAGUGUGGCGAACAUCAGUGGUCUUACAAGAGCACGGACUGGUACCAUAAACAUAGCAAAUGGUGGCAUGUUUACACUAAAUUCUCAGAAGGAUACUGGGAUAUCGAUCAUUCGUGUAUCAAAUGUAGAAGUUAACGGAACGUUUCUAGGUGGGCGGGUGAUCCCUGUAGAGGGUUGGGAUCGAAUCAGUGUUGGAUCCCAAGGAAUUUUAACUUUUGAAUUGACUGACGAACUUCGUACUGAUGAAAUAGUAGUUUCUGGGAAUUUAGAAGUAGCAAAUAAUGUCUCAAUUCGUGGCUAUACACGUGAAAGAAUUAACAAAGUUCUGGUCAAUGCAGGGGGUUCGUUGAUUUUAAAUUCUCAGAAGGUUGGAACCUCGUAUCUCAGAAUGUCAAAUGUGGAAAUUAACGGACAGUUCUUUGCGGGAAAAGUAUCGACAGUUGAAGGAUGGAAUCGUCUUGCCGUGCAGCCACAGGGAAAUAUGAAUAUAAAUUUGAUCGGGGAGUUCCUAGUUGACGACUUGGAAGUUUCAGGGAUUUUAGAAAUAACAAAUAAUGUAUCAAUCAGGGGAUAUGCGAAACGAAGAACUAGUAGAGUUGUGGUCAAUGUAGGAGGGUCAUUAACUUUGAAUUCUCAGAAAAAUGGAACAUCGUAUCUCAGAAUGUCAAUCGUAGAAAUUAACGGACAAUUCUUGAUAGGUGAUGCAUCAACCGUGGAAGGAUGGGACCAUUUAAUGGUCAAACCAAAAGGGAUUAUGAAAAUUAAAUUCACAAGUGACUUCCAAGUUGAUAGGUUAGAAGUAUCAGGAAAUAUGGAAAUUGAAAAUUCGGUAAUCAUUCGUGGUUUCAGCGAAAAUCGUACGCGAGAUUUAGUUAUCAACAAUGGCGGCUCUAUUACCCUUGAUUCUCAGAAGACAUCCGGAGUGUCUAUAAUCCGUGUAUAUAACGUCACCAUUAACGGUCAAUUUCUGGCAGGAACAGUUUCACCUGGUCAGGGAUGGAACUUAUUCAGCAUUGGUUUGCAAGGAAGCAUGAUUAUUGCGUUCCACGGCAAGUUACGAGUCGACAAUGUGAUUAUUUCUGGGAAUUUGGUGGUUUCAAAUGAGGUAAAGAUUCGUGGAUACAGUAAUAUCGAGACACUAGAAUUUAAACUCGAAACAGGAAGUUCUGUAAAAUUAAUGGCGGAAAGUUAUAAUGUCAGUUGUGGAGAAAAGAACGUUUAUUCCGAACUGCAGGUCCUCCAGUUGUCAAUAAAAGGUAUUUUCCAUGCUGGGCCAUUAUCCAUCCAUAAUGGAAUUAAUGAUUUUAGUAUCUCUAACACCGGUAAUUUCCAGUUUUAUCCGGUUGGAGAAUUCUGGUUUAACCACUUUAAUGUAAACGGAAGAAUGACGUCAUAUCGUGACGGAAUAUUUGAAGGCCGACAUAAUCUGCCUAUCCCGCAUGCGCAAUUUGGACCAAGUUCUGACGUUGUAAUUAAAAGAUGUUUCAAUAACUCACGAAUUAUUGCUAACAUUGUUACUGUUGCGGGGAAAGUUGUAACAGAUCUACUUGAUAUUGGUGAAAACUGGCAAAAACUAACCGUCACUGGAACAUUUGAAUUUCUCCCAGCAGAUACAUUUAAUAUUUCAAAGACUGUUAUUAACGGAACAUGGAGGAGCAUUAAACCAUUCCGUGAUAGUAUUCCGUUACUUGGAAACACAUUGGUUGUAAACGUGGGAGGUCUGAUGAGUUUAAACUACCAACAGAAGCUUGAAGACCCAACAUUGGGUAGCAUACCGUCCACAAUUCGAAUGACUGCUUCCAUUGAUAUCCAUGGGCGUUUCGAAGCAGGUUCAGUAAACAUGUUUUCAGACGGCCUAAAAAUAUCCACUCAUGGCUUGCUGACAGUGGACUGGGGAGGUUAUGCCAGCGGUCAGGGGCCUGGUGCAGGGUCUGCUUCAACUUCCGGUUCAUCUGGAGCAAGUCAUGGAGGGAGGGGAGGAAAAGGCGCCGGUAUAUCAUGUUACAGAUUACCAUAUGGAUCUAUCUAUACCAGAGGCACUUGGGGAAGUGGUGGUGGACAUGCUGGGAACCUGGGAGGUAGAGGUGGUGGUAAAGUACACCUUGAGAUACAACAAAGAGUACACCUGGAUGGAAGGGUACAAUCUUCAGGAGAACCUGGCAAGGUGAGCUUAUUUGAGUAUGCAUGGAUUCCAUAUUUCACUGGUAACAACUGUUCUUAUUGUUGCUCUUAUUCGUUGGCUUUGCAACUUGAAAGGGAGGAAAAAUAUCAACUGAACAGUUUAAAAAUAUCUGUUGGUCUUGCAUUACCUGUAUACAUAUAAUCGAUCGUAAACCCAAAAGCGAUAUGCUAACAUAAUUUAUAUCAAAUCUACUAGUCUUGCGCGUUAUAUUCCAUACACAUAUUAUGGUACUUCCCUUUUUAAUAGGGAAGGAAUGCUGGUGGUGGAAGUGGUGGAUCAGUAUGGAUAAACUGCACUGAGUUUAAUGGUAAGGGGUUCAUAUACGCAAACGGCGGGAAGGUGUCUGAUGACGGAGGUGGUGGUGCUGGUGGUCGAAUUACUGUCAAUUACCAGCAUGGAGUAUUCCACAGUGAUCAAACGUCAGCCUACGGAGGAACCGCCAGGGUAGAAAAUGGAGGACCAGGAGUUAUCUAUUUGUUUGGACAGAGACCACUGAAUAAGAAUUUGAGAAUUGACAACAAAGGAAAGGGAGCUGUGGUAAAGUAUAUAAUAUUUAACAAAUAUAAAACAUUUUCCGUUUUGAUAUACAGUUAUAUCAACACGAGUGGAUUGGGAAAACGAGAAAUCGAGUAUUCCAAUUUCCACGAGUGUUGAUAUAACUAUAUAUCAAUACGGAAAAAAUGUUUUAUAUUUGUUUUAUAAUAUAGCACAAAGAAAUAUAAAGAAAGAAAUUUUCCGACGUUUCCGUGUUGACAUUAGGGAGCUUAAGCAUGUAGGACGGCAACACGACGACGACGACAACCAAUACAAUGAGUCAAUGAAAAGUGAAUAAAUAAUUAAAGUCCCAGGGGAGAUUCAGACGUGGUCGUGGCUCUGUUUACAACGGCAAAUCACAGAUUUUCACGUCUUUUGUACAACGCCUGCAUUUCAAGACGUGCCAAGUGCAACUUAAAUUCCGUUCAGUAGAACUCUUUCCAAACAUAAAGCCAAUGUUUUCAACUUCUUAUACUGUAUUAAACUCAUACGAAUUAUAAUAUACGACAAGUUAUGUUUACUAUCAUUUAUUUGAAGGAAUUUGUUUUGGCCGUCGUCAUCGUGUUGCCGUCCUACAUGCUUAAGCUCGCUAUUGAGUUAUAUCAACACGGCUCUUAGCCAAUCAGCGUUCAGAAUUUACAAAUGCUAUAUUAUAAAAUAUAAUAUAAUGUUUAAUAUUCUUUUCUUUAAGUCCUUUAAGACUGAAUUUAGUCACUAACAAAAUAUAGUAUUAGAUUAGUGAUUAAUGUGGUAUUUAUAUUAGAGCGAACAAUUAAGCUCGGUCAAAUGACUCAGCAAAGAAAAAACAUCCAGUCCAGUAAACUUUGAAAAUGCGAAGCGAGAUUCUUGUUAGGCUAGUAAGUUUUGGUUCCCAUAGAAAGGCGCAAGAUAAACGCAAGGUGAUUCCUAAAAACAUCAUAUUUGCGGUAAGAACUCUGAGUAGGCAAUGGCUGCAAUUGUUAUACAUAGCCUCAGGUUCAUUCUGAGUUAAAGUCUGAAAGUUUGUUUAGAUAUUGGCAAGAUUGUAUUUUCCAUUUUAUGAUACGUCCGAUGUCGUUUAUCUCGUAUUUUUCAACUAUGAUCAUUCAAGUGACUCUAAAAUCUCAGUGUAUAAAUGUAUCUUAGUAGUGCAGUUAUAACUUAUUAGUUAGAAUUCCUGUUUAAAUGUUUAUAGGAGAGCGAACAAGCCCGAUUAAACUGACUUCCCUCAACAAAGGAAAAACAUCCAGUCCACUUGCAAAGCGAGAUUCUAGUUAGGCGGGCAAGUUGGCUUUAGUUGCCAUAGAAAAGCGCAAGAUAAACGCAAGGUGUUUCCUAUUAAAAAAACCUGGCUGCAAUUAUGAUACAUAGUCUCAGUUCCUUUCCGAUUAACAUUAACAUCUGAAAGUUUGUAUGGCCAGAUUUUAUGUUCCGUUAAUUUUGUGAUGCAUCCAAUUUCGUUUAUUUCGUAUUUUCAACUGUCAUUCAUUUAAGUGACACUCAAAUCUCAGUGUGUAGUCCUAGCUUGGUACUGCAGUUAACUUAUUAGUUAGAAUUCCUUCUGACGAUAUCAAUGUGUUUGUUUUAUUUGCAGGUCUACCAAGGUUCAGAUUUUGAAAAGUUUAAAUCUUCAGGUAAUUAUUUUAUUUGUAUGGUAUUUUAUUAGUGACUGGCCAAACAUGUAUACCUGUGAAUCACCGUAACAAGCUUGAUUAAGUAAGACAAAAUUCGCAUGUGGUGAGAGGAAAGGGAUCUGAUAAGAGGUAAAAGAUAAUGCAUUAGGCUACUGCUUGUGUUCUUUCUCUAUACCAUCUCAAGUUUGUAAUUGGAAAUCGUAAGUGGAAAUUGCCUCAAUUAAGCGUUGCCCGCUCGAUAUCAGUUAAUUUGGGAGGUAAUAUCAAUCGCUCGAAAGUGUGUUUGUCACUUCUCAAUGCACGUGUGGAUAUCCUGACGCUGAAACACGCUUUCUCAUGUUAUUAUACUGUGUUAUAUCCAGUACUAUAUUCUACAGUGCUUUAAGACAUGGGAACCCAAAUUUAAAAUCACUUCAUUUCUCUAUUGUGUAGGAGCUGUUGCCUAUCUCCUUCCAGAAACAGACAAUUUUAUAUUUGACUUUACAUUUGUUGAAAUCUACGGCACGGCGCAUCUUUAUGUUGACGGUGAAAGAACACAACUGACAACAAAGCUCGUUCAAGGUGAUGACACAGGGUACAUACACGUUGCUCCUGGCAACACACUGCGACUUACCGCUGAUUCUACAUAUCGUCGUACCAAUGUCACGUGGGGUCCUCUUAUAUACCAGGGAGCAUUCUUCAUACUUCCAAAUGCUACAGUUGAAUUCAGGGAAGUCAGUCCAUCAUCAAAAAGACCAUCGUAUAUUGAUAUUUGGGGCCAGGUUGUUGGUAACCUAGCGCAUCUUAUGGUUGGCUUCGGCGCUACGUUGACAUUCAAAGAAAUAGCCCCAAGGUCAUUAACAUUUGUCGGUAUCACAAUUCAGAAAAAGGGAAGACUCGUUUUGGAAAGUGAAUACGGUAACACGACAGACUGCUGGGAUAUUAAUCUGUUCGCAGACAUGGGCCCACUGAGGCGCGAUGGAAAACUGUCGGUGGAAGGUGGUGGGAUCCUGGAAACUAGGAGAUUACGAAUUAAUGCUGAGUCUCUUGACAUACAAUACGCGGGACUGAUUAACUUAAAUGGACAGGGUUAUGUUGCAGGUAAUGUGAGCAAAGCUGCUUUAGAUAUAGUUACAAUCGUUUUUGCUAUUUUUACUUUUUUUGCAAAAUUCCUAUUUGGAAGUGGGAUUACAUUCCCUGAGAAAUGGAAUUUAGCGAAGAUGUUUGUUUAUUUUUUGGAGUCUCCGAGCGAAAAAAGUUUUGCUUUUAAAAAGAAAAUCAAGAAAAUAGUCUUGCUUUCAUUUCUGAAGAUAGGAAACCCUGGAUUGUUUUCUUUCUAUAUUAGCAGAGUGUUUUGAAUGUUUGCAAUUUAAUCCGGGCAUAAUUGAUACAAAAGAUGAAGGAGAAACACAUUAAAGGCUGAGAGAGAGCAUUACCUGUAGUGUGUAACGUAACAUUCUUUCUCUGAAUAUUUUGGCCUUUACAAAUUGAUGAGAGCCAUUACUGUAUUGAAAACUUUCUCAAGUUAAUUUUUAAAUAAAUUACUUUGGCUUCAUUUUCUAGGUCAGGGUAUCGGUGCUGGAGAUUCAACCGGAUCCGGUGCUGGCUAUGGUGGCCAUGGUGGACUGGUAUCAAGUGGAGGAACGCCAGGAAGUCCCUAUGGAUCUAUACUUUACCCCACGCAUUUCGGUAGUGGUGGUGGUGGAAGUCAAGGGGGGAAAGGUGGUGGAUUUUUGGAACUAGAAAUUAGAGUAUCACUUAUUGUAGAUGGUAUGUUGCAUUAUCCACUAGUACUUCAAACGACAAAGUUACCAAGUCUGUUCAAAGACGUAAAAGGCAGGAUUGAAUUAGGGAGUUGGACAGGCUGGAAUUGGCAGAAACAAUCUGAAAAUUAUACGACAACUACAACCCCUGUUGAGAAUAGUACAACCUUUUUCUUUCAAAAUAUCCAUGAAUACAGGAUGUUUUCCUAGUCCAGUUGAUAAUUUUAUUUAUUUUUUAUUUAUUUAGCUUUGCCAACUAGGGCAGGGUCACCACAACAGCAUAUGCCAAUUACUGUGGGCCCUUUUAUACCUAACCCACCCUGUCAACUUUCCCUGUGGGAGGAAACCGGCGUACCCGGGGAAAACCCACGGCUUUCGGCAGAGUGUUGACUUUUACUCUUUUCGCAUGGGGACUGGGUUCGAGUCGCAAUGAGAAGGUACUUAGUGAGACUCGAACCUGCAGCCUCAGAGGUGAAAGGCAAGUGCGCUAACCACUUGGCCACCGAAGUCCUGUAUCAGAAGUCCUGUAUCAGAAAAUAAUCAACCGCACAGUUGUCUUUUAAUAAGCUUAAGAUCAAUCACAACAGCAGGUUUUUGGCGUUUAGGUAUCAUCACUGCUAAUGGAAUGACGUCAUCAAACAAUGGUGGGGGCAGUGGUGGUAGUAUUUUAAUUACCACUAAAGCACUUGAAGGUUCUGGCCAGAUAACAGUGAAGGGUGGUGAUGGCGCUAAUGGUGGCGGAUCUGGUGGUAGACUGGCUAUAUACUGGCAUGAUAGAGAAUGGUGGUUUGGUCAACUCCAGGCAUUUGGUGGUUCUUCAUCCGGAAAUGGGGGAGCUGGAACCAUAUAUCUACAGGUAUGGUCAUUUGAUUGUUUUAUGCCCUGAUGAGGGAACUGAUUCUUUCUGAUCAAGUUAGGAUAAGCAGUUGUUGCACAUUCACCGUAAUAGUGCAGAAGCCCCGUUCGAAAAGAACAUAGGUUUUUGUGAAAUUUGGCUACUUAGGGGUUUGAACCGAUGUUUUUAAUUUUGUAACUCGUAUGGAAAAUAACGUUUUGCUGCAGUGGCUUUGGUGAUUACUGAUUAGUAUACACUGUACAUACUAUUUUUGCUACUGAUGCAAUUUAACCAAAGAUACAAAGCAACAAUAUUGCCUUGAAGUCCCAGUCUUGAUUACCCUGGAUUCCAGAGCCUUCGACAGUAAAUAAUAAAUUGAAAUGUCGCGAAGGCUCUGGUUCAACGGGGCGAUCCUUUGAUUAAACCGCGCCAAUCACAAAACAGAAUUAGUGGUUUUAGUACACCACUAAUUCUGUUUUGUGAUUGGCGCGGUUUAAUCAAAGGAUCGCCCCAUUGAACCAGAGCCUUCGCGACAUUUCAAUUUAUUAUUUACUGUCGAAGGCUCUGGAAUCCAGGGUAAGUCUUGAUGGGAUGAGUUAAAUCAAACAGGAAAGGUUUUGACUGUAAUAAGUUACUUAUGGAUAUUUGAAGGUUGUUUAGUUGUUACUGCGACGUAUGAUGUAGUCAAGCGGCGUUCAACUCAUAUCGAAAUGUGAGCUCCAGUUGAUAUCCUACACCAAUACACUAUAUUUUUACAUGAAGUACUGAAUAAAAACAAAAUGGCGGAUUGCUGAAGAGUGCUACAGCGAAAUCGAUAAACAAACUUCCUAAUUUUAUUUGUACGUCGUAGGUUUUCUAUAUUUACAUGAUUACAACAAGUUUUGUUCAGGAUAGCUAACAUGACACUUGUUGAACGAGACGUGGAAUCGUGGAUAUACAUUUUAAAAGAGCCAGUCAAUUUAUAUAAAUAUCGUUUCCAUCACAUUGACAUUGGCAGUGCAUUUUCAAUUUCAGUGAGGAGUUUGAGACUAUUAAGUAUUCUCAAAAAGUCUAGCAAUUAUGAUAUUGGGUGUCCAGCUGGUAUGUUAAUCCUGCAUCACACUCCGUAGUAUUAUUGCAGUGUUCCAACUCUAAUUAACUGCAUUGCCGUUGAAUACCCGAAACAUAUAUUUGCAUGUCGCAUAAAAACAUUUGCAUGUCUAAAUUCCGUAAUAUAAGUUACAUGUAUUUGAUCUUUCCUUCUGUACUUUUCGUAGGAUAAGCAACCUGGGGUCUUCAACCGAACCCUCAUUAUCGACAGUAACAAUCGACCACCAUCGACGCCUGAAAUUGACUAUUCAAACUGGAGAGUUGAUAGCGGACGGACUUGGCUUCAUUCAAAUGAAACUGAUAUGGAAUUCGAGGAAGUUCAUAUUUUGCGCGGGGGAGAGUUAGCGAUUUAUCCGGGUGUUAAGCAGUAAGAUUUUUGUUAUUUUGCUUGAGCUAGAAGUAGAAGGUAGAUUUAUUGUUUAAAAAGUCUCUCGCAAUUGGCUGAAGAAAGACUAAAUUACUUGCGAAUUAUUAAAAAUUAUUCAUAACGACAGUGCUUAUAUCCGUGAGGUGCAUGUUUGUUCGACGUCCACUGUCGCGAGAAAAUCCAAGCAAAAACAAAAUAAUUAAAGUUUUCAUUUUGGACAGUUUUGGGCGAUUUUUAAUUUUGUCCUUAUUUUACCUGAAAAUUGUGUGAGAAGAAACCUUCUGUCUGAAAACGCAAUUGAUAUCCAAUGGAAAAUCGAUGUCCAGUGGCAAUGGCAAUGGACAUCGAUUUUCCAUUCGAUAUUAAUUGAGUGUUCACCGACAAAUCAAAUUUUUGUCCCAUGAAAACGUUUAAUUAACUUAUGUAAAAUUGAACGUAUGUAAAUACCAAAACAUCGGUAAACAAACAUCUGUAAACGGUUUAGCAUGGCAUCAAAGAAAAACUAACUUACAUUAAACUAAUCCGAUGAGAAACCUCCCUCCUCUUAAGCUACUUUCUACAAUAUAGCGUUUGCACUCAUUCCCCAGGGACCAACUCGACAAAAGCCACGGCGGCCAUGUUGGUGUUCCAGACAAAAGAAUUUAAUUAAAAUUCUUUUGAAUCGGAACACCAACAUGGCGGCUGUGACGUCAUGUGCAAACGCUUUAUAAAUCCUAACUUCAACGCUGGAUCAACAACAAAUUUCUUAGUUGUUUUUAUUUCAGCCGGUUCUUCCGUCUCGCCGGUCUUUUGUGCAUUUAAUUCUUGCUCGAGUUGUUGUUUACUGCUGAGGUGAUUUUCAACCAGUUUUUGAGAGGUGGACAUCAAUUGUCAAGCAGUGGACAUCAAUUUUCGAGCAGUGGACAUAAAAAAUAGUGAAAACAGGAAGUGGAAAGUAAUGCAUGGCAUCGGCUGGGCGACCAAUCAGAACACGAUACGCGCCAUAUUUAUGGGACAAUAAGGUUUAGGCCAAAAAAAAAUAUGUGGGUUUCCGGUUUCCCGACCCUACCUAGCUUUUGGACGUCGAAAUCCCGACCCUAAACUUUUUUAUUGGAUCAUGCUUGUAAGUGUUUCCACUUAGAGGAAAAAGUUUGUGGAAAAUUGAAAUUUGAGGAAAUAUUAGGGAAAUUUAUCUUUGGAUGUGGAAGCACUGACUAAACAAAAUGGCGUCCGCUUAUUCGGAAAAUUAAGAAAAAAAUUUUAAAAAAAAGUUAAAACCGACCUACCCUACCUAAGUUUUUAUAAGAAGAAACCGGAAACCCACAUAUUUUUUUUUUUGCCUUAUAAGUAAGUUAUUGAUUUCUCUACGAAAAGGAUAAUGUGAAAUAUUGUCCGACUUCCAUGCCGCUGAAAUAUUAUUGAACUUUAUUCUUAAUAAGGUUUUGAGUUUCUGUCUAUUUUCAAAACAAUUAAGUGAUUGUUGAGAUUAUGUGUGUGUAAUGCAGUAGGUCUGCGAAUGGUAUAUAGCCUAGACUACCCGGCUACCGUUCAUUUUGUUUACUCUGUUCAAAUGCUUUUUGUUAAUUAUUUAUGUUUCAUCAGAGCGGCGAGAGUACAUAAGUUUGUCGGUGACACUACUGGUAUAUUGCACGUUGGUCCACAACAAACUGUGAUUGGUCAGUUUGCUGAUGACGGAGAGUUUGAAAUAAAUACAUAUGUAUAUGAGGACGGUAUACUACAUCUCCCAAAGUCAUUCCUUUGCCGUGAAAUUCAGAUUACUAACAGGUGGGUUGAACAUUUUUUCUUAGCUAGCUCAGUUCUUGUCCAGCAAAAACUCUUUCAAUUAUAUACGGCAACUAUUUAUCACAGACUGUAUUCCAUUUCUUUCUGUAAAUGGAACGAAAAAACGCUCGCACUAAUUUUGAGUUCAAAUUAAAAUAGAUCUUUGCCUGGAAGUCACAAGCAUCAAUCACGUUCAUUAAAUUUUACAAUGUUUGGUCGAGCUACUACUGAUUAAGUAUAAUUGGUAUAAUAUACGUUGUUUAUCAAUAGGACAUGCGCCGUUUAUGUCGAUCAGUUAUUGUUUUCAUUAUUCAAUUCAAUUGUUCACAUAAUUCGUAACAGUGUUAGGGAGAAUUAAAAAAUGUCAUAAUUAUAUCGAAACAUAAGGGUAUGAUGUAUUUUCGUUUGCUCAUUCUUUCUUAGGGGCACAAUAAAUAUGAUUGACGUGACAUUAGCCCACAACUGUCAUCUGCUUCUGUCACGUACUGGUACCACAAGACUGGCAAACAAGAUGGGUACAUUUCAAUUUCGCAGUUUGAUAAUCGCCGAUGGCGGCGAGAUGACGUCAACUAGUGACGUCAAAAACACGAGUCUUAUUCUGGUUAUGGACGAAGGCAAUGUUCAGGGCGGCGGACGGCUACACAUGACAAACAUGGUUAUUGAAGCGGGAAAUUUUACUGUAGAUGAUCUUGGAAUUGUUCAAGGCGAUACGUAUGAUAAUAGGUAAGUAAAAGUGAUUUAGAUUGAAAUAGAUAGACUGCAUGUAUAUGAAUUUUUUAACAUUUUACUGUUAAUUAAAUGUCUUAACCCAAUAGCCAGUGCAUAUUGUUUCGAAACGGGCUACUGCCGUACCCUUUCUAUCAUAUAAAAUCAUGUUAAGAUAAAACAUUUUAAUUAACGUGGGCUUUUUUAAUUUAGUUGUUCUCAUGGCAAUGGCUUGUCACAUUCUUUUGGUUCAUCUGGUGCUGGCCAUGGUGGGACUGGAGGUUUGGGAACGAAUCAAAACCGUGUUGGUACACCAUAUGGGAACCUGUAUGAGCCCACGGAUUUUGGCUGUCGUGGUGGCAGUAUAAACGGACCUGGUUUGGGCGGCGGAAUUAUAAAAAUAAAUGUUUUAAAUAAAUUUAAAGUGGACGGCGCCGUCACAUGCAGUGGAUCUUCAGGCAAAGUUAGUGCAUCAGGUGGUGGUAGUGGGGGAAGUUUGUGGAUAGAAACGAAUAUAAUGCAAGGUUAGGACAGAUCUACUUAAUCAUGUAAAAUAGGCAUGGUUGCAAUAAGAACAGUAAGAUGUCUCGUGUGCGUUUACAUGCAUGACAAUAAUUUUAAUCGUCGAUUCAGGCUUGUUGUUCGAAAGCUUUAACAAGUAAAUAAAGGUGGUGUUUUUCCUGAAAUAAUACAAUUAUAUAUGAGAUAAUCCUUUCAUGACAUUGGCUGAGCAAACCAGGUAAUAAUUCAAUUUAGACAAUGUCUUGGCAACCGCUUCAAUUUAGUUUUCUCCAUUGUAUAAAAAAUUAAUGUGAUUUAUUUAUACUGCUUGAGUUCAUAAAUACUAUUAAAAAACUCAUUAAUAAUUCAUAAGGAAAUUACAAAAGAAAUGAAUGUUUAAUCAAUGUUUGUAAAUCGGAUGAAGAUUAUUUUGUCCUGCUUUACAUAAACUUCAGCUUUGAUUUUCUCGGCUUUAAUAUAACAAUGUUUAUUUCUAAAAUUACUUGAAUGCUCCAAUGAACUCAUAAGAUGGGUCGUUUUUUAAGCACAUUAUUCGGCGAGAGUUUGUAUAUCAGAUAAAGAUCGGAUGCGAAUGUUUUAACUAGUACUUGUCUAACUUCUUGCUUUGUUAUUGUUACGCUAGGUUAUGGUAAAAUGCAGGUUAAUGGAGGUGAUGGUCAUCAGUAUUCAAAUGUUGGUACAUAUGAUGGAGGUGGUGGAGCUGGAGGUAGACUGGCAGUGUACUUCAAAAGUAAUCGUACCUACAGCGGGACAUUCGAGGCAUAUGGUGGCAACAGUGGUACACAUGGUGGUACUGCAGGUGGUGCUGGAACUAUAUUUCUUUACCAUCGUAUUUAUCGUCAUCGCACGUUGAUUGUAAGUAACCACCUACGUUCGCCUGUAAAACCACGUGACGAAGCCAUUUCCAGUUAUUCUGAUCUGUCUCUUAUUCCUGGAACUGCUUGGUUGUUAACAGAAGGUAAAAUACAUGAAUUUGCAAAAGAUUUGAAUUACCAUUUUGAAGAAUUGCAAAUUUAUGGCGGAGUGCAUCUAGCUAUUCAUGAAAAUUCCGGUGGAAGCCCAAGUUUACAUUUUCGACACAUGAUCGGAGACCGCUCGGGAACAGUUCAUAUCGGCCGAGACCAAAAGAUGGAUCUAAAUAGAACAAAUAUUGACUUGCCAUUUAGUGUUCAUGUGUACGAUGCAGGUUACCUAGGAUUAGCACCCUACACUGAAGUACAUGGAGUGAAUAUACAUGUUGAUGGUGUUAUAGAAAAUAUUGAUGAUCUAUUAUUACAUCAUAGUGGAGUGUUAUAUUUGAAUGAAGGAGCGAAGACUGGGAAUACUCAUAUCAAAGAUGCUUUUAAGUAAGAUCUCACAUUGUUUGUAUUUUCUUAUUCUUCUCUCUGUUGUAGGGAUACUCUAUAUAUACGUAGCCGACGAUCACGCUGCCAAAGUUUAUAGGCCUGAAAUACAUGCAAAUGAUUAAAAAUACGAUAUUUUGAAGAUCCUUGUAACUUCCGAAGACUGGCCUCAUAAUCGAGGUCCAUUUUUUGAUACGUCGAAUGCUAGGUUUUUAAUCAAAGAAUUUUCCCAAUUUUGAAUCAAAAUGUGGUUUCAGCUAGUGGUGUCAAGUAACGAAGUAAAUGUACUUCGUUACUGUACUUGAGUACUAGUUUUGAGAAGUCAGCAUGGAGUACUUUUACUUGGAACGAAGUCGUUUUAAGAAGUUUUGUGGCGGAGUAUUCGUUACUUUCUAUAAACGUUUAAUUUUACGUAAUUUAUUCCUGAUUUAUUUUAAUUUUGGGAUAGGUAAUAGGACCUAUACAUGCGUUUGGGAUCUCUCGCUUGUGGCUUACUUAUAAGCAUUAUUUAUUUAAUGGAUUUCUUAUUUCUUCAACGGGGUCUGGAAAGUAGACAAUGCCGUGAAAUAUUGUAUAUUUAUAAUGCGUGUGCUGUUUUGUGUUUUUUUUGUAUCUCAAUCCAUCAAUGGAGAAGCCCCCCCCCCUCCCUACACGCUACACACAAUAGUACUUUUACUUUUACUUUGUACUUCAAGUAUUUUUUAAUUAAGGAUACUCUGUACUUUUUACUUAAGCACGUUUUGCCUCCAGUACUUUUUACUCUUACUCAAGUUGUUUUAUUGUUAAUUACUUCUACUUUUACUCGAGUACAAAUUCAAAGUAAUUUAGGCACCACUGGUUUCAGCUAAGAUGUUUAGACUGUUUUACGUACUUGAUUAGAAAAUAAGAAAUACGUCUCUGUCUUUAUUGUAGAUUCAGAAAUAUACGUAUCCAAGCAGAAGGUAUGAUUCACAUGCAUUCUUCCCCUGUGUCUCACGGCGGUAUGAAUCUCAGUGUGACGUCAUUAACUAUCGAAGGUGGCGGGAAAAUGGUGGGAAGUGAUUUACAUAUUGAAGCUACUGACCUGACUAUUGACGCCGGCGGGGAAUUGUCUUUGGCAGGAGAAGGCUAUAAACUUGGCGAUGGCACUGGUCAAGGUGUUAAUGGUGUUAUAAAUUUCGGACGAGGGGUUGGUUCUGGAACUGGAUCUUCCGGGGGUGGUCAUGGAGGUACAGGUGGCAGAGGCUCGGCUACAAAGUAUGUUGGAUUGCCAUAUGGGAAUUUAUAUGAACCAACAGAUUUCGGAAGUAGUGGUGGUGGUGUCACAGGACAGGAAGGUAAAGUCGUCAAAUUCUUACUGUUGGUGGUGUCUGUCCGACAUAAGUCUUCAGUCUACAUAGGUACGCUUUUCAAUAGCAAAAGGGUCUCUGCUUAGGUCUCUGCUAAAACGCUUUAAGAAAGGCCUCCGCCGAAAACUCUGAAUUGUUUUAAUGUUUUUCAAGAUAAUGUCAAUAUCUCCUGUUAAUUGUUUGUUUCAGCUACACUACAUACAAUAAUAAUAAUAAUAAUUAAAACUUAUAUAGCGCAAAUUAGCAUGUAAAUAUGAUCAAAUGCGCUUAUUAACUGUAGUCGACUAUAUUAACUGUAGUCGAUUUUGUUUAGGACUGAAUUGUUGAAUCCAUAAACACUUUAUCUUCUCAGGUCGCGGCGGAGGUCGUCUCUUCCUCGACGUAUCAAACCUUCUUGAAAUUGACGGAGACCUGAGUGCUGAUGGACAGGCAGGCACGUCUCACAAUGGUGGUGGUGGUGGAGGAAGUUUAUGGAUAUACACUAACAUCAUUAAGGGAUAUGGUACAAUCCGGGCAAAUGGCGGACCGGGUUCAAGUCUUGGGGGCGGAGGAUCCGGUGGUAGGAUUGCCGUAUACUUUCAGAAGAAUGAAACUUUCUCAUAUUUCUCUUACCGCGCACACGGUGGAGUGGGUGGAUCAAAUUCCGAGGCAGGAGGGGCGGGAACUGUGUUUCUCUAUCACUUAUACCAUGAACACCGUACACUCUUGAUCAGUAACAAUGGACAAUCAGCUUUAAACAAGCACAUGACCUAUACUCAACUUGACCGCGAAGGAGGAAAAGCCUGGAUAAUGCCUAACUCGGGAAUUCAUAAGUUCGCGGAUUCAGAAAGUAAGUUCCAUUUCGAAGAACUGCAAAUUUAUGGUAAAGCUCAUUUCGCGUUUUGGCCAUCAAACAGAACCAACAUUUCCAUUUACUUUCGUGACAUGAUUGGAGACCGUUCAGGAAUGGUUCACGUGGGUGCUGGGCAAGACUUGGAUUUACAGAGAGAGGAAAUUGAUUUACCGUUUAGUGUUUAUGUAUACAAGGACGGCCAUCUUGGAUUAGCUCCGAGAACUUUUGUACACGGAAUUGAGAUUAUACUACGUGGUACAUUAUCACAUGUUCGUAAUAUCACACUACAUCAUGGCGCACAGUUCUGGCUUUUGCACGGAGGUCGGACUAAAAACAUGAGUAUACAUCAAUAUCAGUUUGAUUCUGUCCGUAUUCAAGACACUGCUAUUGUUCAUGCAGUAACUUCCCCUGUCAAAGACCCUGGGAUUACAUUCGUUACUCAGUCUAUGGAGAUUGAAGGUGGGGGGUUGAUGCGUGGAACAAGGUUAACUUUUACCACAACAAAUCUCACAAUAGAUGACGGGGGUAAACUUGUUGCAGACAAUCUUGGUUAUAAUACAUCACAUGGUUUUACUGGCAAAGGGUUGCAUGGCUUGAUAAAUCCAGGGGCUGGAUUAAGUUCACAAUAUGGAGGAUCUGGUGCAGGACAUGGUGGACGUGGAGGACGUGGUAAGUUGAAGAACGGAGCAGAAAUCACAGGCGCCCCAUAUGAUGACUUGUAUGAGCCAGAUAUGUUUGGUAGCGCUGGAGGACGAAGGGAAAGCACCCAGCGAGGAGGAAGUGGAGGAGGUGUAAUCUGGAUGAACGUUACAAAUACAAUCAAUAUCGAUGGAAUAGUGACGGCAAAUGGCGAAGCUGGACCGGGUACUGGCAGUGGUGGAGGCAGUGGUGGGAGUAUUUGGGUGUACUGUAAAAGAAUCCUUGGGUAUGGAAAGAUAUCUACCAACGGAGGAGAUGGGUACAUGAAGGAUGGAUAUCGACCAGCAGGGGGAGGGGCAGGUGGCAGAAUUGCAAUAUAUUUCCAGGGAAAUGAAACAUCAACGUACUUUGUGUACGAAGCACGUGGUGGGGCAGCACGUGGCUGUCAAGUAGGAAAAGAACAUCUCUGUGAAGCUGAGGCAGGAGGUCCUGGAACUGUGUUUUUGUAUCAUAUGAUCGAAGAACAUCGCACACUACUAAUCCAUAAUGGUGGUCAAAAACCUCUAGUGUCUGCAAUCGCAGAUUACAAUGAUCUACGAAAAGAUGGCUGCAAAGCAUGGAUUUUACCUGAAUCGGGAAAACAUCAUUUUGCAAACCGAGGACAAGAUUUUCAUUUCGAAGAGCUUCAAAUAUAUGGAGGUGGUCAUCUUGCUAUAUAUACUGAUCCAGUUGGUAAGCCUGCGUCGUUGUUUUUUAAACAUAUGAUCGGUGAUCGUAGUGGGGUUAUUCAUAUUGGCUUAAACCAAGUAAUGGACUUACGUCGAGAUGAGAUAGAUCUCCCCUUCAGUGUACAUGUCUAUCUCGGAGGAUACCUAGGCCUUGCUCCGUAUACUGAAGUACAUGGUGUAACGUUGUAUUUGUCUGGAGUUCUUGCACAUGUGCAGAACAUGACACUACACCACGGUGGUGCUUUUUGGAUGUACCAUGGAGGUCGGACUACCAAUCAGAGCAACAGUACAUACAAGUUUGAUACAGUCAGGAUAGAAGAUAACGGGGUUAUUCAGGGCUUAACCUCUCCAGUAGACCAUCCAGGAGUGACGUUCCAUGUCCGUGCACUUAGUGUUGAAGGCGGAGGUUUAUUCCAUGCCACACGUCCUGCAAUAAUUGCUGAAAAUAUUACAAUUGAUGAUGGCGGGCGUAUGUCAGCAGAUGGUCUUGGUUAUAAUAGAACACACAUGGAUCUUCGUGGUUUGCAUGGGAUUGUAAAUCCAGGACGGGGUUUUCUCUACUCGGGCGCGGGGCACGGCGGAACGGGCGGGCAAGGUAGCGGAUCAGUGCAGGCUGGAUUACCCUACGAUGACUUAUACGAAGCUGUGAUGUUCGGAAGCAGCGGUGGUGGAUCAAAGUCAGGGAAUGGCGGAGGUGUUAUGUUCUUUAAUGUCUCAGAUAUCUUUCAUAUUGAUGGCGUGGUUAGUGCUAAUGGUCAUGAAGUCACAAAGGGUCGGGAUGGAGGUGGGAGUGGAGGAAGUCUCUAUAUAUAUUGUUAUGAAAUCCAGGGAACCGGAUCUCUCUCUGUAGUUGGAGGUCGUGGCGGACCUGAAGGCGGCGGGGGAGGAGGUGGAGGUCGCAUCAGUGUUUACUUCAUAAAAAAUUCUACGUUAACUGCGAAAACUCUGGUGAGAGGUGGUGCAAGCAGUGUUGAGGCUGGAGGCUCAGGAACUGCGUUUUACUACCACCUGGUACAAACCCACCGUACAUUACUGGUGGACAAUGAUGGGCAACAUCCUAUAGCUCAGGUGGUCGAUCAUUACGACGACCUCUCUCGACAAACUGGAAAAACCUGGAUAUUGAGCAAUUCUGGUCAACAUAUAUUCGCUGAUACCUCGCAUCGAUUUUAUUUUGAAGAGUUGCAAAUCUACGGCAGCGCUCAUCUUGGAAUUACGUCAUCAAAUAUCACGAGCCGUGUGACCUCAUUGUUCUUCAGUUUCAUGAUCGGCGACCGCUCGGGAACUGUUCAUGUUGGUGAUCGCCAAGUACUCGAUCUACGUCGAAAGUUCAUCGAUUUUCCAGCGCACGCGCGUGUCUACCAAGGCGGUUAUCUAGGGCUUGCUGACAUCACUGAAAUUAACAAAGUGUCACUACAUUUGGCUGGAACUCUUGCUCACGUGCAGAAUUUGACUCUUCUUAAUGGCGGAAUAUUACAUCAUUAUUUAACCGGCUUUACUCAGAAUGCACCGGGACGGACUAUAAGGUUUAAUGAGACUGUUCGCAUUAUGGCUGACUCAAAAAUACUGACCUACAGUGAGAAUGCAGAUGACAGGACAUUCACUCUGGAAUGUCGGAUACUGUUAAUUGAAGGUAAUUUGGCAUUUGCAAUGUAUAAUUGGAUACUAAGGACGGAUAGUUUGAGAAUGAUUGUAACAAGUUCACUGAACACAGAUUAUCACAAACUUGUUAUUUAUAAUUAGUGUUUUAAUAUUUAAGGUGGUGCCGAGCUUCGAAGUAAAAAUUUUUACCUAAAUGCUGUGAACCUGACAGUUGAUGAUGGUGGAAUAAUCAAUCUGAACAAUGGCGGACAUUUACCAAUGCAAGGUCCUGGGACUGUGACUACUAAUAACUGGCGCGCAAGUGGCGCUGGACAUGGUGGUACUGGGGGACAGCCGAAGUGUUCUGGGUACAAAACUUGUCGAAUUCGCAGAGGUUUAGCUUAUGGUGAUAUCGUAAGCCCCGAGGAGUUUGGCAGUGGAGGCGACAGUAAUCUUGGCGGAACUGGUGGUGGGAAGGUUAAGAUUGAUGUUCACCACACUUGUAAGGUAGGAAGGAACAUAAAUCUAUUUUGGGUGGUGUUGUAGACCCCUACAAUAUGUAACAUUCCCUUGGUGUAUUCUUGCACUGCCACGCUAAAACAUUUUAAAAGUUUUAAAUUUCAUUUUAUUUAUGUAAAGGUGGAUGGCUUUAUCGAAGCCAAGAGCCUGAAGACAACUGCAGGAGGUGGUGGAAGUGGUGGAAGUAUUCUCAUUCGGACCCAAUCCUUCACGGGCGGACAUACGGGCGCUUUACGUGUGACUGGAGGUACAUCCCAGGCCGGCGGUGGUGGCGCUGGUGGACGUAUAGCUGUUUACUACACAAAUAACCUGACUGAACCUUUCUAUGGCGGCGUGUUUGAAACAUAUGGAGGUGAUUCUCCUUCUGGGGGAGAAGCUGGAGCAUCUGGGACCACAUAUCUUGAACACGUGACAAAUGGAUACAUAACCCUUCGAGUAGACAACAACAAACACGAGCCAAUUCGCAACAUCAUUAGAAACGAAGGUUGUAGGGUAUCUACAUCCGGGGGUUCAAAUUCCCGUCAGGUGUACACUAUACCCGGUGGGGUAACUGUAUCAAGUUCGACAGCGUAUUACACCGGACCCUACCCACAUUACUAUCCAUAUAAUAUUGGUCGGAUGUUUGAUGGUAAUCUUAAUACUCGGUUUAUAACCACAGCCACAAGACCAAGACUUAGUAUUAAUCUUAAGAGAGUUGUUUUUGUGAAUCAUGUCCGAAUUUAUCCUGCAUGUAGUAGCGGACCUGCAAAGUUCAAGGUAAGCAAUAAUUUAGUUAUUAUUUUUCGCACCCAUCAUGAUUUACCCUUAAUUAAGUUUAGUAACCUAAUUUAAAUUGUGUUUUUAAUUGGGUGUUCUUUAGAAAAUUAAUAUUUGAAUUUCAGUUAUGCGAAUUUUUUGUGAUGUUACAGAAAACUGAUUUUGUUACAAAAACCUUUGAGAUCUCAAUUUUCUAGUUAUUCAUGCUUUCAGAUCCUCAAUAGCUCAAAUGAUCCCCUCAUCCUCAAUAGCUCAAAGCUAUUGAUCCGAAUCAUCCUCAAUAGCUCAAAGAUCCCCUCCUUAAUAGCUCAAAUGGCAUAAAUUGUCUCCCACAAUAAAUACGCUAAGUUUAUUAAUCAUUUUUAAUUUCAGUUGAGCGGUGUGGACGAAGCAGGCAGGACAUUCGUGAUUCAUCGUGAUUACGUUAACAUGGCAUAUGGCUGUACGCAGGGUUCAUAUACUGAUGUUAGCUUUAUGAAGAACACAACUUGGAUAUUUAUAGAUCUGAUUGCAGCCGUACAUCAAUACACUAGUCUGACAGAAAUUGAAAUAUUCAAAGGAACAUCCUUACCUUGGCAACGGUAGGUAGUAAAGCCUAGAAAAACAUGGGUAGCUGGCCGGGUGUAUGCGAUCGGGGCUCAGGUAAUGGUCCAAUAUUUAAGAAAUAUACGAUAAGCUCGAGUCAAGCUGAUAUCAUUAAUAGACUCUUUUGUAAUGUAAUAUUUUGACAGCUUGUGCUGCUACAAUCCGUGUCUUAACUCGCAACUUGGGCUCACGUUGGAUUUGUUUCCAGAUUGCAGUGCAACCAAUUUCAUAUACAGUGAUUAAAUAUACAAUAAAUUAAAAAUAUUCUAUACAAUACUAUAAUAGUUAUGACACUUAAUCUACAAGAGGUAGUUGGGUAUUCGUGGAAAUUUCAAGGACCGAAAGUGGAAUGCACCUAGAACAUGGUAUAAACAUUUUGCCGUUUAUUUUCUGUUGUUAGUUAUGAAAACCUUGAUGUGGAUAGCGCAGUAACUUGGCUACUUCUAAACUCCUCUCAUUAUCAGUUUGAUGAGAUCCAUCUUCUAGGAUCAGCCAAUGUUGCUUUCAAAAAUCCUGCUAAUUCCCGAGCACAGAUCUCGAUUGAUAAUCAGAGAAUGUAUGGUGAUAAAUCAGGCACUUGGCAUAUUGGCUACAAUCAGAGAUUUGGCAUCAAUAUCACUGAUCCUGACACGCCAUUGAGCCUGCGAGUGUAUGAACAUGGUGAACUUUCGUUGCCUCGGAAGAGUUUUCUCAAAAGUGUGAGCGUGUUCCUUUCUGGCAAGGUAAUUUCAAUACGGACACUUUCACGUAAAAGUUUCUCCCCGGCAUUGCUAAAAUCGUUCGGCAUAUGACAGACAAAGAAAGAAUAUUGAGAAGGGUUCUAGAUACCACAUAUUAUUUUAUACUCUCCUUUGGGUCAUAAACCGUGGGUUCUUACGUAGGUCAUCUAUUUUCAAAUUAGCAUGUAAUAGGGAUCAAGUCCAAAUAUAUUCUGGAUAGCUCAAUCAAUUCUGAGCUUUAUCCUAGAGGUUCAUAAGGGCAUAUUAGACUUGUGUUACGACAAGAGGAAACGGGAAUACCAGGAGAAAACCUGAGAUUUAAUAGAGUCAAACAGGAAAGACUUUGUGCCACAAACAUUUCAUAGUAUGCAUAUCAUUAUAAUUUCGUAUUGUAUUGUAGUGUUUUUAUGGCCUUUCUAAUUUCCGUUUGCUUCAUAUAUUUAGUUGAGUGGUUUGGAAGAAGUCUAUGUACUCCAUGGAGGUCGUCUCGAGUGUACAGUGGCAAGCUGUAUAGGUGCUCAAUGUAAUUCAUCAGAAUACAACGUAAAAUUACUACAUAUUCAAGAUGAAGGUUUCGUGAAACUUGGUGACUCGGAACACAUGCCAGAACUGCAGUUGAACCUCGUCAACUUUACCGUGAGUACAUACCAAAUUUUAAGAAUUUUUUAUCACUGCACAUUUUUGUGCAAAGUUUAGCCGAGCAGAAGCACGCCCUUAUUCAAAAAUGUCAAAACCAACAUACACUGCACAGCACCCAGGGUCGCCUAGGGAAAUUAAUUUGGGGGCCUAGGGCAAAAUUUGAGUAGGGGCCGCUUGUGAUUCCAUCUUCUAACUAUGACUAGAGGGAUGCGGGGGCAUUCUCCCCGGGAAAAUUUUGAAAUCUCAGGUCCCGGAAAUGGCCAAAUUCUGCAUUCUGGAAAUCUAGAAUUGACAGUUAUAUUUAUGUAUAUCUCACUGUAAUUCUUUAUUUGGGCCCCUUUAACUGGGGCCCCAGGGUAAAUUGCCCCUCCACCACUCUGGGCGGCCUUGACAGAACCUGCAGUUACGAUUAUCUAUGACAGCAUAGUUUCACAAUCACAUGCUUGUAGAAAAGAAAUAUUUUCGCUUUGGCAAAUGAAAGAUGGCUUGGGCGUGACAAAUCUCUGGACCGAGUUCCAGGGGCGUAUACCCACAGAUUUCUAAUCUAGGCUUUCUAAAAGGGCAUUUCCUGCAAUGUGCGGGAACAUUCUAUCGAAAAGAAUUCUGAAGAUCAUACACAAAUUACAAAAGGUUAAGUAUCAUUCACUCCAUUUUCCAAGCUCAUAUAAAGAGAUUUCUGGUGAGAGAAUUUGUUCAUUUGAUGAACCUUAAUUAAGUAUAAUAUUAGUGCGGACGUUAAAUAAUUUUCAAAUUAUUCUCAUUCAAAAUGUUUUGAUUAAUACUGUGAAGUGUCAAGACGAAUUUUUAGUUCAGUUUUUCUGCUCAUUGCCUCAUUUUCUUUCAAUUUAUCACUGCACAUUUUACUUUUAUCACUGCACAAAUUGGUUAUCACUGCACACUAAAAUUAGGUAUGCGUGAGUAGCAAAUAUUUGUCACUUUUAACAAGAAUUGAAAAGUACAGGUAUUACAUGCAGUAGAUAUGGAGAAGGUGUUAGGCUUGCAAUAUGAUAUCGCAUUUGAGUUGAAGUGUUUGUUAUCAGAUAAUCAGGUACUGUACUAUAGUUACCUGAAAGACAUGCACAUGGAGUGAAAGUGGUGUUCCCUUAAUUGUGUUGGGUAAUGUUGAAUCUGAAUAAGUGAACAGGUUUUCUAUAUAUCUUCGAAGUAAUGGUGGAUUUAUAUUCUUGGUUAAAUCUAAACCAAUUUCGUUUGCAUUAUUUCCUGUGAUUUCGUCAGCUCAAGCAACGACUGAUAUUUUAGAAUAGUUUAUAAAUGUAAAUUCCAUACAACCCGUCUGCCCAUGGUUCAUGUAUCACUUAAAAAACACGCAAUGAAUACAAUCUGCAAUAUUUUCUCGUUGCAGGUUUAUGGUGGAGGGCACUUCGUAUCACACGGUCGCCUCACAAUCAAUGCAUCAGAUACAGUGGCGGUGAACUCUGGCGGGAUCUUGGAACAGAAUCAUUCUGGUUACACGACUGGAACAGGACCCGGUCAAGGGACUGGACACGUGUCUGGCGGUUCAGGAGGGGGCUACGGUGGUAACGGUGGACGCGGGGUGGGAACCCUUCUAGCAGGACAAACAUAUGGAUCAUUGUACACUCCUCAUCAUUUUGGAAGUCCUGGGGGAUUUGGUCAAGAUUAUGGUUAGUAUUUGUUAUAAUUCAAACAAUUUGUGAUGUUCAACCGAGAAUCCAACCCAAGGUCUUUAAUUCAACAUGACAGACCCUGAGCUAGUGGUAUGCCAACUCGUUGAUACAUUCUGAGAUGCAAAUAUGUAAUCCACUGUAAGAAAAGCCUAAUAGAUAUAUUUGUGGGGAAAUGUGAAGGCUGAUACUUAUAACUAUGUAUGACAAACCAUUUACGCCCGUAUGGACAGUGUGAUCUACAGAGUUUCAGUCCUAUUGUGAUGGAUAUGUUUCAUUUCUAGGAAAUCUUUAUUACGGUAAUUACUACUAUCAGCGUAGUAGUUCUCAAUCAAACCAAGUCACUACUGGAGGAAUGGGAGGGAUAGGUGGAGGAUCUCUAAGGAUACACUCGAAACGUACUAUUAUUGAUGGUCAGAUAUCAGCCAAUGGUCAAAAUGCGCCCACUGGUGGUCAACGAAGUGGCUGUGGAGGUGGCAGUGGGGGAAGUGUAUGGAUUACAUGUGAUGAGCUGGAUGGUUAUGGAUCGAUUCAAGCACGUGGAGGAGCUGGCUCAACGGGUAAAGCAGGCGGAGGUUCAGGCGGACGGGUUGUUGUAAACUAUCGUGAUAUUCAUAAUUACAAUGGUUCGUUUUCUGUCCGAGGAGGGACUGGUAUCGAAGAUGGAGCAUCCGGGACUGUGUAUCUGGAACAAGGGAAUGGGACACACAUCAUGUCGCGAAAAUUAAUAGUUGAUAACGAGGGACUAUCGCGACCAAAGGCUGUAGAUAGGAACGCGGGGAACUUGUUGAACUUGUUUAGUGGGGUAUAUAGUGAGAUCAGUCAAGUUGGUACAGUGACAUGGCUUACAGAAUCAAACAAUUACACAUUUAACGAACUUGUCCUUCAAGGAAAUUCACAUCUUGGUAUCUAUGGUAACGCCUCGAGUGAGCAUGUGAGCCUGCAAGCAAACAUAUUAACCGGAGAUCGUUCAGCAGUCUUGCACGUUGGAGCAUUGCAAAAAGUUCAUUUCCGCGAUAUUGAUGUAUACUUUCCCGUGAACACGUUUGUGUAUCCUCGUGGCUCAUUAUUUCUUCCUAAACGUGUUUCGUUACGUGAAGUUUGGAUGUACGUGAAUGGUUCGGUGUCGGACUCGGAAGAGUACGUAGUAGAUAGGGAUGGACAGCUACAUUUAUGGUCAGGAGGGAAUAGUGAGGGUGAACCAGAAGGAACAUUUGUAUUCGUGAAUAUCAGCAUACGUGCUCGUGGUCGAUUAUUUGCCACCACCUUGGCAGGACAUGGUAAGAUGGCGGUCCAAUGUAGCAGAAUGGUGAUCAAUGCUGGUGGGAAAUUUAUAUCCAAUGAUGUUCAUCUAACUGCUGUUAAUAUCACAAUUGAUGCGGCAGGUUAGUAUCUGGCGAGGUUCAUUUUGAAUAUAUCAUUAAUGUUCACCUGUAACCGUAAUUCGCCUGUAAUUCGUAAUUCGAAUCUGUAAUUGCAUCUGUAAAUUCACCUGUGAUUAUCAAUAUUUUCUGUAGUCAUUGAAUUAAAUGUACUCCUCUAAUCAUUGAAGCCUAGUUUCCAAUGGUCGUAAUCGUGGUUAGAAUAGAGUCUCGAUCUUUUCAACAGCCAGUUUAUAAUAGUUUAUACUGUACUUGUAAACCACAUAUAAAUCGUAAGUAUUCUCUAGUUAUAAUCACUCGUAUUACUAUAAACUAUAAACUCGCGUAUUUUCAGUUCUAAAACGGCUGAUGAGAAAGAUCGUGACUAAAGUCUUUACGACCGUUACGACCAUAUGGGAACUGCGCUUAAUUUCGAUUUGAUGGAGGUUAAUAUUCCUUUUGAUGCUGCAGGUUAGCAUCUAAGAAUAUUUAUUUUAAUCAUUGAUGUUCAUUUGUAUCAAGUGAAGUUUGUACCAUUUGGAAGAACUAAAAUUAAAUUACCUUAAGGGUGUCCUGAAGUAUAUUUUCUCUUAUAUACUAACGCUUUGUUUUAUACAUGAAAACUCCAAUGCAAUGAUGUUGAUUAAUCUUCACCAAUAUUUAGUGGUAACAUUCGCGGUUUCUUAAUACUUACUCAUACUCAAUUUUAUCCACUCGUACACACCAUUUUCCAAUGAUAUACAUAAAUGAAUGUUCAUCAAUGUUAAUUUCUAUUCAAAUAUAGCCAUUAUAUCUAACAUUGUAUGUUUGUAUUCACCAAGGUCCACCAAUGUUCAUUUGACCAAUGUUCAGUUUUAUCCAUUCAGGUUAAUUUGUUUCGUUGUACUUUGAAAUGAAGAUAUAUUUUUCAGGUGAAAUAACUUCCAGUGGGCUGGGUUACCCCGUUGGGAAAGGUCCCUCGUAUAGAAAUGGUUCGCGCCCAGGCGCUGGUGGAGGACAUGGUGGUAACGGUGGUCGAGAAUUGUAUCAACUACAAUCGCCAUUGGCUUAUGACUCCAUCUACACACCUAUUGAGGCGGGAAGUGGUGGAGGCGGAUCCCCUGGAGGAGGAAUCAUAUAUAUCAAUGUCAGUGAUCUGUUCAGAAUCGAAGGAAAUGUCCGCGCAAAUGGGCUGGAGAAGAAUACUGGGGGUGAGUAUUGAUAAAGGUGUAAAAGCCUGAAAAAAUUUUCUACGUGCUGUUCUGUGAUGUUCUACGUGCUUUUUACCUAAUACAAAAUACACGGCGAAUCAAUGAUAGAGAUUUCGAAACUGUUAAUUCAUUAGUUUCGAAGUUUCUUAAUUCAUUCGAGGUGUUUUAAUGUCACAGUAAUGAACGACUUCCAGUGUAUCAUAUAACUUUUGAAAUUACAGAAGAAAUUCUGUUUAAUUAAUUUAAAGGUAAUUUUGUAUGGAUGUUUAUUAUUUUGGUCUCUAGACAACGAUGCGGCACUGAAUUUUUCUGUGUUUUGUCCAUUAAUUAUUAAUCGACGUUGGAUAUCAUAUUGGAAUAUUAUACACUUGCAGUCAAACCGGAUGUUCUCUUGCGAGCAACAUUGCAAUAUAUAUUGUACCACAAUAUUGCAAUUUUGAUAGGCAGAUUGCUCUGAGCAAAUUGUAACCGACGCGAACAAAUUGAAAGUUGGAAAUUCACAAAAGAUUUGUGAACAAAGCCUCUGAUUGGAUUGUAAGAAAGAGGGAAGUCAAUCAACUAGUCUGAGCAACUGGAUUGGUGCUUCCCUCUUUCUUAUAGUCCAAUUAGAGGCUUUGUUUACAAAUCUUUUGUGAAUUUCAACUUGCAAUUUGUUCGCUUCGGUUGCAAAUUGCUCAGAGCAAUCUGCGUAUCAAAAUUGCAAUAUUGUGGGACAAUAUUGCAAUGUUGCUUGCAAGAGAACAUCCGGUUUGACUGUAAUGUCUGCUCCCGAGGGAAAUAGUUUGUUUUGUUUUCCCGAGAGAUUCGAGGAAAAACAAAACUAAGUAUUUCCCGAGGGAACAGACAUUAAGCGUUUUGUUAUAUAGCGACGAACAAAAAUCAACAUUCAACAACAUUCAUAGGUAAUUGUAUUUCGUGACAAAAACUCUAUAGUGCAAACGAGUUUAGAAUUAAAAGAACCUACUUAAACGGUUUCAGCAGCAUAUCCUGUUGCCUGUUGUGUAUUUUUCUUCUCUUUUACAUUCUUUAUUUGAACACAAACUUGGAAAAUCGUAGUUUGUAAUUAUGCUAGUUGUGCCGCCAUUUUGUUUAUUUAUUUACGUAGCCGGUCGGGGCGUGCAACAAUUUUUCACUUGUUCCCCGGCGGGAUACAUUGCAUUUAUCCGAAGUCACGUGACCACAAAUCAGCCAAUCACGUUUGGUGUUCACCAUAGCUAUAUAACAAUUUGCCUUAUUAUAAUUCUCGCUAUCGCAGGUGGUGGUGGAGGCACAGUCCUGAUACGUACCAGUCAUUUUGAUGGCAUGGGAACAGUAGAAGCAAGUGGUGGGGAUGGUGCCACUAGGACUGUGAGUGGUACCCAGGGUGGCGGAGGUGGGGGAGGCAGGAUAGCUGUAUAUCAUUCUGGGAUAAAUACUUUUAUUGGAAGUCUCCAAACGUAUGGUGGGGAAAGUAUAGCUGAGAGAGGAGGUAAUUUAAAUUCCCUUUGUUUUCAUUAGUCAAAACUGCACGUUUAUUGAUAUACAUAUAUUUCGUAAGCCCGGAUCUUCAUCAUUGCAAAUAAUUUGGCGAUGACUCUGGCGUUUGGUUUGAUAGCAAAAUAAGAUGGUUAUUUGUCGCCUUUCAGGGCAACAAGGAACCUACUUCUUUCUCUAUUGUUUUGCUUUGACGGUUAAUACUGAAAUAUAUAUUUUAAGAAUUCCCAUGUUCGUAUUCAACUACAUAGAAAAAUCCUUGAUGAUUUUUGCCUUAAGAGAUCGAGGUUAGAAAUUAAAUUUUAAAUACGAUUACUUUUCCAAGGUCCUGGAACAGUGUACAUUCAAAAUGACAGUGGUAAUACAACUCAAAGACAACUCAUCAUAGAUAACGGUCACACCACUGCAUCAUCUAACAUCAUUGAAGUGCGACAGUUGUUUAUCACUGAUACAAGAAAUUAUCGUUAUUAUGUCACAUCGUAUACAUCACCCGGGGGUAUUAAUCUCCGUACAAGUGGUCCACCACAUUGUCUAAGAGUUUGGCUAUCACAAUGUCUCGCGGGAAAUGGGCAGCUGUCUUAUGUAUUCUCCGGGACAAAUCACUUUUACUACAGUACAUCUUCGAAACCUGAAUUGACCUAUACUUUCCCAUAUCCGAUAACCAUGGAUCAUUUAAGGAUUUUCCCACAAUGCAGUUCGGGAUAUUGGACAAAUUAUCGAGUCCGUGCCUACCUGGGUUCUAAUAAGGUAUUCGAGCAGGGAUUGUGGACUGAAACUGAGUUAUGUAGUCAGGGUCAAUAUGGCAAAGUCGAAAUACAGAAAGAAGUUAAUAAGGUGAGAGAAAUGAAUGUAUUUCACUGGCAGUCUAGUAAUAUACAUAUAGAGUCAUUGUUUCGCCAUUACGACUAUAUCGCCAUUUGCAACUAAAGCCCAUUUUCCACCAGGCAAAUUUGUUCGCGUGAACAGUAAAAAAGUAGGAACUGAUCUAACUUUUUCGCGGCGAUUUUUUUCGCUGACCAAUCACAUUACCAAAAUUUGUUUUUCGCGUCGCGCGAACAAAUUCGCCUAGUGGCGUUGAGGAUGAACAGUCAGUGCAAAUGAAAGACGUUGUCCAUUCUCUUGUAAAACUUCCAUGUUUGACAAGAGCAUUUGACAGGUUUUAAUCUGCUCAGCCAACGUCCGCAUGUGACUAGCCUCACUCUGAUAGGCUGGACUAAAAUGUCAAGCUGUCAAGGUGCUAUUUUCACGUUAGAAUAGACAUGCUUUUAUCAGCGACGGUUCAUCCUAAGAUGGAAGCGACAGAAAUAUAGUGAGAUUCUUUUUCUUUUAGAUCGUAAUAUCGCUUUCGAAAGUUUCCACUUACGCGGCUAUGAACGAGGUGCAGUUAUUUAUUCAAGAAGUGUUCCCCAGAACAUCGCAGGCUGUGAUUCAAACACCUGAAGCCUGGAUUGUAAAUGAAGAUGAAAACAAAACUGAAAAAGAAUUCUUAAAGUUCGACAAGGUAGAGGAUGUUAUUUAGCUUUGAUUGUAAAUUCUGGUUAGAAUCUUGUUAUCUUGCCUAAUCUGUACACACCCUGUAUCUUGAUUGCAGUACAGUGUGUGGAAACUCGCGUGAAAGCAUUUCAAACUCCACAUUAACGCUACCCAAGUCUGAGUAGUGGAUUCUGAUUGGUUAUUUUGAACUUAGUAAAUUCUGAUUGGUUAUGCUUAUAGUCAACAUAGUUUCACCUUUGAAUUUCGUCUGUAGGUAAGGUAAAUCAAGCAGAAAUAGUCAUCUAGUUGCCGUUGCUUUAACUAUAGUUCUCGUUGUUUGUCGUGUGUUCAAUAAGCCUUAAUAUGAUAUUAAGCAGAUCAGUACGAACAUUUUUGAGCGAAAUAAUAAAAUAUAAUGAAUCCUAAGCAUGUGCAAGGCUGAAACUUCUAAUGAACGCAGAGUGUCAAGAAAAUAUAGUUUCAAUUAUAAACAUCCCGGUCCAAAGUUUGUUAAUGGUUGAGCAUAGCCAAUCAUUUAAUAAAUUAUUAGACAAGCAUUUGACAACCUCACCGUAGUCUUCAACAGGUAUAUUAGUGAGGCAAAGUUGAUAAAACAGCGGAUUUUAUGGCACGAAAAGUAUGUCUUAUAGCUAUACUAAUAUACUUUCUGUAACAUAAGUUCUUAAUUAUCAACUUUGCUUCAUUUGCACCUGUUGAAGACCAUAUUGAGGUGGUCGAAAGCUCUUGUAAUAAAUAAAAGUAAUCAGUCAAGGGAACGUCUUUAACAAAUUUAUGAUGCAUCACAAGUGAAACACAAUCUGUGCGCAGGGUACAUUUCUCUCUGCUUUUUCUCCGAACUAAUCACUAAACAUUUCUGAUCUGUUUUCAAGAUGAUCUUACGUCACGGAGGUCGCUUGAGCUGGUCAGGUGAAGGAGUGCAUGUUGGAAUAGACGAGUUGGAUGGGGAUGGAACAGGAUCAAUAAAUGUUCGAUCUACACAACAACUUUCAGUAACCCAUACUACAAGCUAUUUCAAGACAGAACUCUUAGCUCAUGUCGACUCCACAUUAAAUCUACCUAAAGACUUCAAUUGUCACUCAGUGAAGGUUGUGGUCCGAGGCGCUGUAAAUGCCCUGGAGAAAGUCACAGUUGGCCCGCAGUGUUUGUUUUCUCUGGAGAGUGAGAGCGAGAAACUAAAUUUAACUAUGACUAAAUUGGUGGUUCAGACUGAGGGUCGAAUGAAAUUAAUGGCAAGACAUGACGAGGUUGUGGUGCAGGGGGUAUCUUUGGAUAUUCGUGGUGGCGCUAGGGUAGGUGUAUAUUAGAAAAUUAUAUAGGAUAAAAGAGUGUUGGACAAGUCGAAAUGCAUAGUUUUACAGCAUUGCAUGGGCAGCAAAAUUUCGUACAAGAGUGUUCUAACAAACUGACGUGAAGAUGUGUUCAAACUUCAUGUUCCCAGUUUGUUGAUAGGUUGUGACAAUAGCAAAUUUUUAGAACUUGUUGAUUAGAUUGUUGAAAACGAGUUUCGAGCAUUUUUUGUUUCCAUGAGGUUUAGACGUGUGUAAAAAAAGAUGGACCAUCAAGCUAUUUUCUUAUUUGGUGGAACAAACCUUACCAGCGCCCACCAGUAUAUUUGUGGCAAAUUUUGCUUUAUAUUUGAGGUCCAUUGAUGUGUAUAUUUUACUAGAUUACCUGAUUUUCAGAACAAGAAACAUUUUUUUCUUCUUUUCAGCUUGACGUAAAUAAACUAAAACUGGAUUUCACAAACAUCACCUUGGAGCCUUAUUCCACGUUGUCAGCGGGCAACCAGAUUAUGCCCUCCACACUUCAUGUAGGAGAUGGUAAGUCUCACACUUCAGGAAGUAGUGGUGCUGGUCAUGGUGGUCAUGGUGGUGUUGGCUCAGGUCAAAAUUUAGUUGGAAUUUCAUACGGUUCGUUCCGAACACCACGAACAUCUGGCCGACCUGGUGCCGCUCCUGUUUUUCCUCGUGUACCCGGCUAUGGUGGAGGAGUCCUGGAACUAGUUGCUCAAAAUACAGCUUACAUUGAUGGUACAAUUUCUGCAAGAGGUGGUUCCGCUAUCUCCCCGCGAGGGAGUGGUGCGAGUGGCGGUAGCAUUUUGGUGUAUGGUAAACAUCUUCAUGGGCAAGGUUUACUUGACGUUUCCGGGGGAGAUGGGGACAAAGCAUAUAGUGGGGGUGGUGCAGGUGGAAGGAUCAGUAUUUACACAGCUGCUAAUAAUUACAUAGGUCAGUACCAGGCUCUUGGCGGAGAAAGCAAUAUUGAACCGGGAGGAACUGGAACUGUGUACUUAGAACGGAUCACUCAAAACGCUACUCACAAUAUCGAGGUUUUGGCGCACCGUAAUGUAUACAGGAAUGAAACAGAAUUUGAUAUCCAGAAUAGAACACUAUAUAUCAACGCUUAUGGUCGACUGCCGCGUUACACAGACAGAAACCUGAGUUCUAGUUUUGAUGAUUUCACACAAAAGGCAUCCGCGCGCACGUGGUUGACCCUUGAUCCUGAAGAUGACAACAUUAAGUUGAGUGAAUUACAAAUCUACGGUGGAGCACAAGUACUAUUUAUCAUCCCUCAAAAGCCGAGACAUCUAUUAUCUAUAACUAUAACCAGAAUGCAAGGUGAUCGUACUGGUUCUUUCUUCAUCGGUUACAAUCAAUCUUUUCUCUCUUUGGAAUCCUAUCUGCCAUUCAAUAUGGUGAUCUACCAGGGAGGUGUUGCCACUAUGCAAGGUGAGCUGCUAGUUGCCGGGGUAACUGUUGACGUCGAUGGUAUAUUACAGAAAUGUCAAAAUAUCACCAUUGCUGACCGUGGUGUUGUGAAGAUGAAGGAAAUGUAUGAUUUCCAUGGAAGGUCUACCAAG